Messenger RNA from Micromonas pusilla CCMP1545, 678 nucleotides. RefSeq lists its product as uncharacterized. Gene Ontology annotation, cellular component: nucleus. Gene Ontology annotation, molecular function: protein binding. The coding region runs from base 1 to 678 and encodes 225 amino acids. The record is from RefSeq and is a predicted model, not a curated record. The transcript has 2 exons. Lineage: Eukaryota; Viridiplantae; Chlorophyta; Mamiellophyceae; Mamiellales; Mamiellaceae.
AUGGGAGGAGGCGGAGAGUCGACGCGUCGAAAAGGAUCCUCCCCCAAGUACGACAAGACGAUGAACGAGCGCGCGACCGAACCGUUCACGAACUCGUGGGGGGAGAAGCCGCGGUUCGGAUGGGAAGCCCCCGGCGGGAUCGAUCGCGCGGGCGACGGCCCGGAGGCGCACGUCCUGUUCGCCCCGGAGCGCGUCCACGAGGCGGCGUGCAAGGGAUUUCUCGACGAGGUGAUCUGGCUCCUGGACAAAGCGCCCGAGGACGGCGGCCGCGUCGGCGUCGAUCACCUCGACCCCGGCGGUCGAACGCCGUUACACUUCGCGUGCGGGUGGGGGCGCGAGGACAUCGUUCGCGCGCUCAUCGACCGCGGCGCGACGCUCGAGGUGAGAGACAUGUGGAAGAAAGCGCCCGUGGACUGGGCGCUGCAGGCGCGGCACGAUCGCGUGGUUGAAAUUUUACGCAUCGCCGCGGUGAUGCGCGGCGUGCACGGCGGGAAAGGCCGCGUCGCGCCGCUGUCGACGAUGACGGAGGUGGUGUCCGGGAAGACCGACGACGAGGUCGAGACGGACAUCAAGGAGUUCACGUGCGGCGUCUUCGAGGAGUACGCGAAGAGGGAUACGGUGCCGGAAGGGCACACGUUCGGCGGGAAGGUCGUGGACCCGUUCAAGGAGGAGGCGUGA